CACACUCACAGUUCACCCUCACUCCUCACAGACUGUCCAGCUGUUCAGGUUCAGUGAGCAAGGAAGUCAGGCGACUUAUUUGAUGUGCUGAUCUAAUCUCGUUGGUUUGUGAUUGAUUAAGUGGAUUAUCCUUUUUAGUGAAGUUGAAGGGUAUUGAGUCGAGCUUUUGGUAAAAGUUGGUUUAUGAGUCAAUUGUAGAUUGCGAGUGUAGUUUCAACUACUUGAAACGGAUCAUCAUUAUUAGCCUUAAAAUAGGCUGUUUUUCUUUUGUCAAGUUCCAAACCACGCCCUAAAAUAGGCCUGUCAGAUACUGCUGUUAUGGAUAUGAUGAUUUCCAACUUGCAACAACAGAGGCAAGUAACAGAACAGCUAAGGAGGGAAGCUGCUAUAAAACGUAUAAGUGUUUCACAAGCUGUACAAGAUAUCAUGAAAUUCAUCACCGAACACGAACAAGAGGAUUGCCUGCUGGUUGGUUUCAGCUCUCAAAAAGCGAAUCCAUUCAGGGAAAAAAGUAGUUGCAACUUGCUAUAAUUCAUUAUUGAUAUCUGAAAAGUAAUGUAGCCUAUGUGUUCUUAUGUUUUAAGGGACCAAUUAAAUUGUCAACUUAAUUUCCCUUCUAGCACACUAACUUUCUAUUUUUUAAAUUAUGAUUUAACCUUGUGAAUAAUGAUUAUAAAAAUGUAUUGAUCUGGUCCAGUCUAUUUUUAAACCACCAAUCAUUUAAAAGCAGAUUUUGUUUUGAGCCUAUAUGAAUAUUAAGUUAUAUUGUUUUUACCAAAAUAUCUUCUUGUUGAGUAAAUUUUGUCCAAGGUUUUAAUUUGUUACUCUAUUGAAACAUUAUUAUAUUGUGCCAUUUUAUUUUUUUGAAAAAGAAAAAUUAAAAUAUAAAUUUUUAUCUACUAGGCUUGGAGUAAAGGCUUACUUUGACUUUUUUUAGACCUAUUGUAUAGGUAGUUUUGGAUAAAGAACAAAUAGUUUAAAAUCAAGUUAGGCUUAGGCCUUCCAAAUUUGAAAAUGCGUUCAGACUAGAUUGAUAAACCUUUUUCUUUCUGAAACCUAGAACCUUAAGAGAAAAUAUACUUUUAUAUAGAUUUGUUCUCUAAGCUUAGUAGCUUAUCUAUUUAUGCAUUGAUUAUCUAUUAAAUUCAGAUGCAAUUGUGAAGUUUAUAUAUAUCGACUGCUAUAAUUUUCUUUUUAAUAUGUAGCCUAAUAAUAAUUAUUCUGGGCAUAAUUUAGAGUUUGUGUUAUCAAGAUUAAAUUGAAAUAAAUAAAAUAAUUAUGACACUUGUUUUUAUGUAGCCCAUAGGCUAGUUAAGUAUUCAUUGUUUACUAUUUGGUUAAAUGCCUUAAAUAACGUACUAUAAUACAAAAUUUUAUCGAAAUUCAAAUGUCAAAAUUGGCAAUGUUGCAGCACUUAAAAGGAUUAAUAGAGGAAAAAUUGAGGUUUUAGCAACUUUUGUAAUACUUAUAAUUUUAAUAAAUAGGCUAACUAUGGGUAAUCAUAGUAAUAUAAUUUUUAAACUAUUAGAUUUGUUUUGCUCCUACUGUGUUAGUUUACAGGUGAUAUAACUGUUUAAUAAUAGAACAUAACAUAAAAUUGGAACUUAAAAACGUGGUAUUAGGUACAGUUUAGAAGAAGUUAGAUCAGGAUAAAUGGACAGACUACCUAUCCAAUCCUUAUGUUCUACUAUAUGAUUAUUUCAUAUUUUUGUUCACGCAAUACUUCAGUAAUAACAUUUUGUUAUAGAUAGGUCUAUAGGCCUAUAUAAUAUAUUAGGAUUGAGUCUUUUUACAAGAUAUUUAUGAAUCUCUACUGUUAAAUUUUUGUUAAAAAUGUAAACUUAAAGUUCCUAAAGUCAUCAGAAACUACAUAUAACUGUAUUUACACAGGUCAUACAUACCCUUAUAGAAAAAGCUCAACAGGGAAAGAGUUCAGACUAGAGAAUUUAACUUUUGCUUAAGAAGGUACAAUUUUUAACUUUGACAAGGUUGAAUUAUCAUUGGUAGGUUAAGCUGAUGAAUUGUCACUUCUAGAAGAUUUUUAACAAGUUGAUUUACAUUGGAGGGGUAAGUAACUGCAUCAUAGUGAAAAGUAAUUGCUGAUUAAGAUCAAAUAACCAGCUAAAAUCAUAUGAUCAGCUGAAAACGGUGCUUUGCUGUAUGUAUAAAAUAACAGUGUUAAGAGAAACAGGAUGAAAUAUCAUUGAAACUUACGAAAAAACAGUUUGUAAUAUUUAAAUAUUACUCUUGUAUGGUAGUUAUGUUAUUUUCAAAAAAGUUAGACAUAUAGUCAAAAUCAUGUUCUUAUCGGUCGAAAUCUGUUCAUUUGAUCUUAAAAAAAGAUGUUAACAAAAUUUGUAAAAAUUACUUAACUCAGAUUUAACUAUUAAUAUCUCAACAUAAUUUUUUAUUGCAAUAAAUCCUUGAAAAUAUUUUAUAGCUGCUAAUAACUAUCAGACAGGUCUUGCAUGUGAUAACUAACUUAUAAGUAUAUCUGUAAGAAUUAAACUUCGAACUUGAUACAACUUUUUUACUUCAAUCACAGUUUUAAUAAUUGAUUAUUAAUCUUAAGGAAAUGUCUUUUAUACCAAAUAUUAAAACUGUGACUAUUUUUGUAGAAAACUAAAGUAGCUUUUAUAUUAAAGCCUACAACUUAUUUUAUUUUAAGUAUGAUGAGUAAAUUAUGUGUUGAUUAUAAAACGUACAUUUGGUAGAACCAUACACGUGAAUCUGUUUCAACUAGCUUGUGUAAGGUUGCUAAUGUGUAGUAAAUAACUCCCAAGUGUUGUACACUGUGCUCGUUAUCACUGUGUCAAUGUGCUAUGUAUGACUGACAGAUUAGUUGAUGUAAGUUAAAUAUUGCAAAUUAAAACUCUUUAUACAAACUU
Messenger RNA from Homalodisca vitripennis (glassy-winged sharpshooter), 2888 nucleotides. RefSeq names its product guanine nucleotide-binding protein subunit gamma-1-like. Gene Ontology annotation, molecular function: G-protein beta-subunit binding. Gene Ontology annotation, cellular component: heterotrimeric G-protein complex. The record is from RefSeq and is a predicted model, not a curated record. Lineage: Eukaryota; Metazoa; Arthropoda; Insecta; Hemiptera; Cicadellidae. The transcript has a single exon. The coding region runs from base 319 to 531 and encodes 70 amino acids. Gene Ontology annotation, biological process: G protein-coupled receptor signaling pathway.